AUGUCAUCCCCCCUAGAUUCCACGAUUAAAACACCGCACUCUCAAGCUACUAGUAUCGCUGACCCUAACGAGGACGAUCUGCCGCCCAAAGUAGCUGCGGAAAGACGCAUUCGCUACCUCGAUGAUGACGAUCUAGAAGCCCAAGAAGGCCCUCACCGAACGACUGCCCUAUCCAACGAUGUGUUGAGACGUCGAAGCUCAUCUUUUUCUAUUCAUUCCGUCCAAAGCAUCCAGCGUGGUGACCGUGUGAGGGAUCCGGCUACGGCGUUGCCUGUUGCCUACCUUAUUGGUAAUCAAGAGUGGCACCUCGUUUCCGCCGAAGAGCUCUAUGAACGACAGGGUGUCGACCCAGGCACUGGUCUGAGUGCUUUGGCGGCCAAAGAAAGGCUCUCUAAGUAUGGUCGCAAUGUCCACUCACCACCAAGGUCGCACUUUUUUCAGCGCAUCUUUUGGUAUCUGUUUGGCGGCUUUGGUUCCAUUCUUCUUGGUGGCGGCAUUCUAGUCUUCAUUGCAUGGAGACCGCUUGGUGACCCGCCCGCGGUUGCUAACCUUGCGCUGGCUAUUGUGCUCAUUGCUGUUUGGGUCAUUCAAGCCUUGUUCAAUGGCUGGCAGGACUUCUCGUCGUCCCGAGUGAUGAAAAGUAUCACAGGCAUGCUACCGGAAGAGUGUUAUGUGCUACGCGACAGUCUAAAGCAGAGUAUUACAGCAGCAGACAUCGUUUGCGGUGACGUCCUAUAUUUCAAGGCAGGGAACAAAAUGCCGGCGGAUGUUCGCUUCAUUGAGGUCACGUCUGACGCCAAAUUCGACCGUGGAAUCUUGACUGGUGAAUCUCUCCCUGUUAGCGCAAUUACAGAGUCAACGGAGCCAAACUACCUGGAAACUAAGUGUAUCGGCCUUCAAGGUACGCAUUGUACAUCGGGGUCUGGUAUGGGCAUUGUGGUGUCUACAGGUGACAGCACAGUGUUCGGCCACAUUGCAAAGCUGACUAGCGCCGAGUCAACACAACGCACGAACUUGCAGAAGGAGAUCAUUCGUUUCAUUAUUGUCAUUGUCACCUUGAUGCUGAUAAUGUGCUUGAUCGUGAUUGGUGUGUGGGCCGGAUACAUCCGCAAAGAGCAUGAAGGCUACAUGCCCCCGAGUCUUCUCAUUGUUAACCUCGUUAGUGUAGCGAUCGCCUUCGUACCAGAAGGGCUCCCAGUCGCUGUGACAGCGUCUUUGACCAUUGUUGCGGACAUCAUGAAGCGGCAUCAAAUUCUCUGCAAGUCUCUCAAGACCGUUGAGACGCUCGGUUCGGUGUCGGUCCUUCUGUCAGACAAGACUGGCACACUAACUAAGAACCAAAUGGUUGUGACAGACUGCUUGGUGGGCUCUCGCACGUUGAUUCUCGCUGAAGCAGAGAAAGAGGGGCUCAGUGGUUCGUCUACUGAGAGUGCACAACAGACAGCCCUUAAGCAGAUGCAAGUUGUUGGUGCAGUUUGCAAUGCCGGAGAAUUUGACGCCAAGACAUACCACCUCCCUUUACCGGACAGAAAGAUAAUCGGCGACGCCACAGACCAAGCAGUGUUGCGAUUUUCGGAAAUGUUGGGCCCGGUCACACAGGCCCAAAGCUUGUGGAGGAAGCGAUUUGAUCUCCCUUUCAACUCCAAAUCCAAAUUUGCCUUACGGGUUCUGUCAGCCGCUGAUCCGCAAGCUGUCUCAACAACCAUCAGCAGAGGCGAGGCGAACGGAUUCAACGCCGAUACCGACAUGCUCAUGAUGGUUAAAGGCGCACCAGAUGUUCUGAUCCCUCGUUGUGACCAAUACGUUGGUGACGACGCUGAAGUCCAUGAUUUAGAUGAUAGCAUCCGCACCACUGUCAACAACAUCAAAGAUCAGUGGUCGCGUGAGGGCAAGCGAGUUCUGUUACUUGGACGAAAGCUUCUUCCCUCCAGUAAGAUCUCGGCUGCACCAGAGGACGGCAACUUCGAAUCGGAUGUACAGGGACACGCAAAGUCCGGACUUACCCUGAUUGGACUGGUUGCCAUGACAGAUCCUCCCCGGGACGAAAUCCCUAGUGUGAUUCACACUCUGCGUACUGCCGGCGUCCGAACAAUGAUGGUUACUGGUGAUUUCAAGCUCACCGCACAGACAAUCGCACGGUCCUGCGGCAUUAUCACCUGUGCUGACAAUGAAGUGCAUUCCGUCGCCGAUCUACCUCGAUAUCCACCCACGGCUGACGGCAGCACGCCCAAGGAGCGAUCUCUGCUACCGCAGAUCGGACAGGCAGUAGUCCUGUCGGGUACUGAGCUACCUGCCUUGACGAUGCACCAAUGGUCAUUAAUAGUUCAAUAUCCCGCAGUCGUUUUCGCUAGGACUACUCCGGAUCAGAAGCUUCUGAUUGUGCAGCGCUUCCGUGCCGCCGGUUAUGUGGUUGGCAUGACCGGUGAUGGUGUCAACGACGCGCCGUCCCUGAAAGAGGCUGAUAUUGGCAUAGCUCCUGGCUCUGGAUCAGAUAUUGCUCUUGAAGCGUCCGACAUGGUGCUCCUGGCCUCCUUUUCUUCUAUUAUCCCGGCGGUUGCCUAUGGACGCUCGGUUUUUAUAAACCUCAAAAAGACUGUCGCCUAUCUCCUUCCGGCUGGAAGUUACUCCGAGUUCUGGCCAGUGAUGACCUCAGUCAUCUUUGGGAUCCCCCAGAUUUUAAGCUCCUUUUUGAUGAUUGUCAUCUGCUGCUUUACCGAUUGUGCUGCCGCAGUGGCUUUAGCCUACGAGAAGCCGGAAGCAGAUGUGUUGACUCGACCACCCCGUGACAUCAAAAAGGACCAUUUGGUCGACUGGAAAUUACUAUUCCACAGCUAUCUCUACACUGGAACAAUGGAGACACUGAUCAGCUUUUCACUUGCUUUCUGGUAUCUUGAGAAGAAAGGUCUCACAUUUCGAUCACUAUGGUUUAGCUUCGGCGACUACGAAACACCACCUGGCCACGAAGAUGACGAGGACUACGUGACGAACCAACUCGCGAUCGGCUCCGGGAUCUAUUUCAUCACCCUCGUUGUUCUUCAGUGGUUCAACCUCAUGUGUGUCCGCACUCGCCGACUCUCUAUCUUCCAACAUCCACCAAUUGGCAACAAGAAUACACAAAAUUACCUCUUAUUUCCUGCGAUUAUACUUGCGAUCGUCAUCGCCGUAAUCUUUGUCUACAUUAAUGAGAUACAUGAGGUCGCAGGAAGUGGGCCAGUUCCGGUUGAGCAUUGGUUCAUCCCAAUGGCACUGGGUUUUGGUAUUUUGUGUCUGGAAGAAGGCAGAAAAGCAGCGAUAAAGAGAUGGCCAAAUGGUGUACUGGCCAAGAUGGCUUGGUAG
Molecule: messenger RNA, 3336 nt
Organism: Endocarpon pusillum Z07020
Lineage: Eukaryota; Fungi; Ascomycota; Eurotiomycetes; Verrucariales; Verrucariaceae
Exons: 3
Coding region: 1-3336 (1111 amino acids)
Biological process (GO): sodium ion export across plasma membrane; proton transmembrane transport; potassium ion import across plasma membrane
Cellular component (GO): membrane
Molecular function (GO): ATP hydrolysis activity; P-type sodium:potassium-exchanging transporter activity; ATP binding
Source: RefSeq, a predicted model, not a curated record